Molecule: messenger RNA, 1500 nt
Organism: Lytechinus variegatus (green sea urchin)
Lineage: Eukaryota; Metazoa; Echinodermata; Echinoidea; Temnopleuroida; Toxopneustidae
Exons: 5
Coding region: 98-703 (201 amino acids)
Source: RefSeq, a predicted model, not a curated record
ACAAUUCGAUGUGGCUUGGAUUUUGGGUUAUUUAAGCAAGGCUUUACUUAUUUUGCCACUCAUUCGUUCUGGUGAUUGAAGGAAGUUUAUAUUGUGUAUGCUCGCAAGCUCUCCGUGCAUUUUAAGAUCACUUCAACAAAAGUCAUCUCUUAAUCCUGUCAUGUCUCAAGUUUUAAUUGCAGUUUCACUAUGCUGUUUAUACUAUCAAGGUUCUGCUCACCAACUUCAGGAGUAUUCACAUUCUCCAACAUACGACUUUUUACAGUAUAUUGCUAAGACGAUUGAUAAUAAGUUUCAUGGUAAUGUAGUAUCAACUGAAGGCAGAACAGGUGAUUUGGAGACACCAUACCAAUCAACAGAGGACCAUGACAUUGACAAAAGACAAUAUGAGAUGCUGUCUGAUCCAUGUGCUGAGGUCGUAAGACAUGAACGAUUAUUCAACCUCCAGAACAAGAAAGGAGAACCUCGAGAGUUUGCUCCUGAUUUCAGAGUUGACAUCUACACAUGUCGAAAUUCAGGCUCCACAUGCGCUGGUCUGCAAGCCCCACCUGCUGUGCGGGAAAUCCGGAAGACUGUUUGCAAGGAGCGGAUGGGCUGGAUCCUGGCCCGAGUCUGGAACCCUAAUGACAAGAGCACUGCUUUCACCUACGAGAUGGUAGGCCCAGUACCACGAGGCUGCUUCUGUGGCAUCAGAAUAGCUUAGAUGAUCGUUGUACCAGAGAUGGACAAACAGAACCAUGGACCACAUAGAGGGUUGUUCUCAGAAAAAUGCCACGAUUACUUGUCCUAUCCAUGUUUUGGCCUGUAACACUGCAAUCUUGCAUGAUUUCUGUUUGGAUUUUUUUCUAGUAGGAACAUGGGUAUCUGGCCAAGACACCACUACUUGGUGGCUGGUAAUGCUUCAGCUUGAAAAUAUUAUACUAAUAACGAAAGUUCAUUCGUGCAUUGGACAGAAUAUUUCAUGAGGUGAAAGAUGAAAUGAUCCAUUCAACGAGGCGUAGCCAAGUUAAAUGGAUCAUUCAUUUAAUCUUUUACCGAAUGAAGUAUUCUGUCCAUUGCACAAAUGAAAAUAACAUUCAUUAUUUGGUUUAUAUGACACCUAAAAAAACAUUCUUCUUCAUAUGAAAUUUAUCAAUUUUGAUGCAAAAUAUGGUCAUGCAGUGCAGGCUCUGUUUAUUGUAGCGUCCAUACAACAUACGCGCUGCAUGCAAACACAAGUGGUUUUGCUUGUGGUGCUUGCAGUCUCGGUGCGCGCAUGCAGUGAGUGGACAGUAUCGUAUUGAUCCAAAAUGGCACAAUGAAUGGAUACAAAAUUGCAUGAUUGAUGACGUCAUUGUAAAUGGGCUAAAUGAUCGAUAUCAAACAACCAAUCAAAUGACAAGGAUCUAUCUGGGUGUCAUAUAAAGAUGAAUAACUCUUUAACAUUCGUAAAAGAAACAUCCAUAACAAAAUCAUUCGAUUUUCAGUCAUAUUCUGAUAUAUCUUACAUUGUUCUGUUGA